Molecule: messenger RNA, 455 nt
Organism: Meloidogyne enterolobii
Lineage: Eukaryota; Metazoa; Nematoda; Chromadorea; Rhabditida; Meloidogynidae
Source: the annotation of a GenBank genome assembly
AUGGCUGAUCAUCGAUUUGUUAAAGUCCGUGAAGAUGGAGAAAUAGUUGCUAUUCCUCUGUCAUCUAAUGGAAGAUUGGCGUUGCAUAUGCUAAAGAUUGCUUACCCGCGUGCUUAUGGCUUAAAGUAUACAGAUCAGAUUGUUCCUACCAGACCUAAUCCAUCAAAAUAUCUUGUCUAUUUUGAUGGAAAAGAAUUUUUUUCUGACCCGAUUGCCGGAUGGAAUGGAAUUUUUGAAGUUAUGUGUACUACACCUCCUCCAAGUCCUCCUAGAAGACCUAUGAGUGGUAUUUCUUUUUUUCUUUAAAUAAUUUUCUGUUAAAGUUUAUUGAUAGGUUACGCUUAAAGAUUGAGAAGUGAUGCAAACGACCGGUCAUUUUAAAUCUGGUGAAGGAUAGGCGUUUAAAUAUUUUUUGUUUUAAUUUAUUAAUUAUAUGUUUGUGUAUAUGUGGCUUU